Molecule: messenger RNA, 667 nt
Organism: Hyposmocoma kahamanoa
Lineage: Eukaryota; Metazoa; Arthropoda; Insecta; Lepidoptera; Cosmopterigidae
Gene: galla-1
Product: MIP18 family protein galla-1
Exons: 4
Coding region: 43-546 (167 amino acids)
Source: RefSeq, a predicted model, not a curated record
ACAUUUGCUUUGUGUGAACGUAGUCCCGUGUUUUUCAACGAUAUGAUAUCUUUCUUUUCUAAACUGUCCUUGAAUACCCCGAAACAAGAGGUGGAACUCGCCAAACCUGCUUAUAUGGACAAAAGUGCAUCGUUACAGGAGCUCGGGUAUCGAGACGAGAAUGACUUGAGAGAGACUAUUUACGACUUUUUGCGGACGAUAAGGGACCCUGAGAAGCCUAGUACGCUAGAAGACUUGAAGGUCAUUUACGAGGAUGGUAUAUUUGUAAAAGAGCCUACGGCGGACAAAGUUCCUGUGUUACGUGUUGAAUAUCAUCCUACUGUGCCCCAUUGUUCCCUGGCGACGCUCAUAGGACUGUGUAUAAGGAUAAAAAUACUACGUUCGCUCCACCAUCCUGUAAAACUUGACAUAUUUAUCAAGAAAGGAACACAUACCACUGAAGAUGAAAUCAACAAACAAAUCAACGAUAAAGAGCGCAUUGCAGCCGCGAUGGAGAACCCCAAUCUGAGGAACCUUGUCGAGAACUGCAUCGCUGACGAAGAGUAAUUUCUCCACAACAAAGAACUGAGUCAUUUACAAUUUUCUACAGGGUAUACAGUGGUGAACCUAAAGUUAAGGCUUUAGGGGAAUCUGUAAAGAAAAUACAAGCCGGAAUGUUGAAGACUCC